GUGAAAGUUCGCUCAAUUUCAUGCUAAUUUUGUAUAGCGAAGGGAGCUCGACCGUGAAUUUUGGCAUAAUUGUUCUCCCCUUCUGAUAUUCGGGAGUCCCUUACAAAGCAUUAAAAGGCGAAUAACAAGAGGAUACGGACUCGUGAUUUUCAGCACCAACACCCAGUCGGUGAACGAGAUGAAGUUCAGCUCUAGUUUGAUCACUUUGGCUUUGGCCUCAGUUUCGAUGGCAAACCCGGUGGCGAGAGACACAUCGGGGUAUGUCAAAGCGUCUGGUCAAGGCUUUACACUCAAUGGUGAACCGUACACGGCCUUUGGCUCCAAUUCCUACUGGGUUGGCCUUAUGGAAUUGAGUACUACCGACAUGGAUACUACCUUUGCGGACAUCGCAGCGACUGGUGGGACAACAGUCAGAACUUGGGGCUUCAACGAGGUCACAUACCCGAGUGGCGAUUACUACCAGCUUUGGAACGGGAGCACCCCUACCAUCAACUAUGGUGCUACAGGACUAGAGAACUUUGAUAAUGUCGUUGCUGCUGCAAAGAAGUACAACAUCCGCCUGAUCGUCACUUUAACUAACAAUUGGGAUAACUACGGUGGUAUGGACGUCUAUGUCAACCAGAUAAUUGGUCAAGGUCAGCCCCACGAUUAUUUCUACACCAACCCUGAAGUUAUCGCUGCCUAUCAAAACUAUGUGAAGGUGUUUGUGUCCCGCUACGUGAAUGAGCCUACCAUUUUUGGGUGGGAGCUUGCCAAUGAGCCGCGAUGCACUGGGUCCACAAAUGCUACAUCGGGUACCUGCACCACAACAACCAUUACAAACUGGAUCAAGACCAUAUCUGCUUAUAUCAAAUCGAUUGACACCAACCACCUUGUUGGUCUUGGCGAUGAGGGCUGGUUCAACUAUCCCGGAAAUCCUGACGAAUCUUAUAACGGAUCUCAAGGCAUCGAUUUCAAUGCCAAUCUGGCUGUUGAUACCAUCGAUUUUGGAACCUUCCAUUUGUAUCCGUUCUCUUGGAGCGAGACCAACGACCCAAGCGCUAUGGUAUGGGGUGCGGAAUGGAUUCAAAAUCACAGGAUAUCACAGGAAACAUACAACAAGCCAGUCCUCAUGGAAGAGUUUGGUGUUCUCGCCAAUCAGAACCAGACUGAGACCUAUUUGACUUGGUACUCCACUGUCAUUGACUCUGGUCUGACAGGUGUACUCAUCUGGCAAGCUGGAUCGAAUUUAACUACUGGACCGUCGCCCAACGACGGUUAUGCUAUUUACCCUGAUACUCCCAUUUACUACAUGGAAGAGGGUUUCUCGCGUGCACUCAAAGCUAGAAAUACCUAAAUGGAAAGUUCCUUCAGUUGUAAGGGGUGAAAGGGUGUCCGUUGAUUUUUGCAUUGAAUAUUGGGGUCAACUUGUUUUCGCCGUGGUUAUGUAGGCUUGUAUUUUAUAAAAAUUUUACCUUUACACUUCUGAAUGGUUU
This is a messenger RNA of Serpula lacrymans var. lacrymans S7.9, 1475 nucleotides long. Its product is annotated as glycoside hydrolase family 5 protein. The transcript is spliced from 15 exons. Lineage: Eukaryota; Fungi; Basidiomycota; Agaricomycetes; Boletales; Serpulaceae. Gene Ontology annotation, molecular function: hydrolase activity, hydrolyzing O-glycosyl compounds. The record is from RefSeq and is a predicted model, not a curated record. The coding region runs from base 179 to 1336 and encodes 385 amino acids.